Messenger RNA from Toxorhynchites rutilus septentrionalis, 803 nucleotides. RefSeq names its product trypsin-like. Gene Ontology annotation, biological process: proteolysis. The record is from RefSeq and is a predicted model, not a curated record. The transcript is spliced from 2 exons. The coding region runs from base 1 to 774 and encodes 257 amino acids. Lineage: Eukaryota; Metazoa; Arthropoda; Insecta; Diptera; Culicidae. Gene Ontology annotation, molecular function: serine-type endopeptidase activity.
AUGUUCCGAAUCAGUUUGUUGGUUGUGCUUACGGGCACUGUUGUAGUUUUAGGGAGCACCCUUCCAGAGACAUUUCUACAAGAAAAUGGACGGAUCGUGGGGGGGAACGAUACCGCUCCCGGACAGUUUCCAUACAUUGCUUCCCUGCGCACCCUCUCGAACAGUCAUUUUUGUGGUGCUUCAAUCUUAACCGAACAAUGGCUCCUGUCAGCUGCCCACUGUACACUUGACAGGCAACCAGGUGGGGUCAGUGUAGUGGUCGGGUCGCACACGCUAAACAGGGGAGAUCAUCACCGGGUGGCUCGAAUCGUGAACCAUCCCUCGUUCGAUCGUACAGUCUCUACCGGAAACGACAUAUCGGUGAUAAGAACGGCGUCGAUGAUGAUAUUCACCAUCGUCGUUCAACCGAUCGCUUUGACCGAAGAAAAUGUUGAUAUUGCUGAGGGUGCCAUCGUGGCCGGGUGGGGAACUACGAGCGAAGAGGGUGCCUUCACGAACAUUAUGCAGUGGAAGUUUACCAAAAUCAUCACGCUGGAUGAGUGCCGUCAGCAGUUUUCGGAGCAGCUUGCGGGGCUCGUCACCGCUGGACACAUAUGUACGACGAACGAGCAGGAUAGAGCCGUGUGCUCCGGUGAUUCCGGUGGCCCAUUGGUGCUCGGAGGCCGAGUGCAUGGCAUAGUUUCCUGGUCGGUCGGGUGUAACUCCCGUACCCCGGAUGUAUACACUCGCGUUUGGUCGUAUCGCAGAUGGAUUGAGGACUCUAUGGCAUCGUAAAUUUUUCACUGAGAUAAAAAAUGGAAAAU